Messenger RNA from Rotaria sp. Silwood1, 279 nucleotides. Lineage: Eukaryota; Metazoa; Rotifera; Eurotatoria; Philodinida; Philodinidae. The record is from the annotation of a GenBank genome assembly.
AUGUACUCAACCUUAUCAACAUCAAAAAGAAAUAAAAUGAUACAUUACGCAAUAUAUGAUUGUUUUUCAGCAACAUGUUUAAUUCGACUUGUUACAUUAUAUUGGACAUUUCAACAUGUAACAAAAAUUAAUAUUCUUGAUUCAUUUCAGGCAUUACCACCAUCAUCACGAGCUAAUAACAACUCAGCAAAUACAAAUAUUAAUCAACGAAUAAUUGAGAAUAUUAAUGAUGAUAUUGAAUUAAUCUCCGAUGAUGAUGAUGAAAUAACAGUUAAUUAA